AUGUCUGAACAAAAAGGAUAUUAUGGACAACCACCGCAACAAGGAUAUCCACCACAACAACCGUAUCCUCCUCAGAAUCAAGAUUAUUAUGGUGGAGGUGGUGCUCCGCAAGCACCACCACAACAACAAGGAUACUAUCAACCAACACCACAACCACAAACAAUUGUAGUUCAACAAGCACCAAAGAAGGAUAAUAGUGGUUUAUGUUUAGGAUGUGCUCUUGGUGCCUGUUUAUGUUGCUGUCUUGACGAAUGCUGUUAG
Ambispora gerdemannii is the source of this 261-nucleotide messenger RNA. The record is from the annotation of a GenBank genome assembly. NCBI's taxonomy places the organism in Eukaryota, Fungi, Glomeromycota, Glomeromycetes, Archaeosporales, Ambisporaceae.